UCGAUUUCGUCAAAGGAAAAUAAUUACGGAUAAUAUCGUCUUUUAUUUCUGUCUAAAAAAAAGUAUCGUUGUACGUCAUGAUGCUCAGGAAGGUAUUUAAUCCAAGAUCGUAUCAGAAAGUGGUACGAUCUUUCUCAGCAACUGCCGAAUCUGUUCAAGGAUAUAAUUUUGAAUUAUCAGAUACUCAAAAGGAAAUGCAAGAGUUAGCACGGAAAUUUACAAAAGAAGAGAUUAUUCCAGUAGCUGCAGAGUAUGAUCGAACUGGAAAAUAUCCAUGGGACAUUAUUAAAAAGGCGUGGAGUAUUGGUCUUUUGAACAAACAUAUUCCACAACAUUGUGGUGGUAUGGAAGCUAAUAUUUUUGAUUCGUGCUUGGUUACGGAAGAAUUGGCUUAUGGUUGUACAGGAGUAGCAACUGCAAUAGAAACCACAGGUCUUGGACAAACUCCAGUUAUUAUAGCUGGAACGAAAGAACAGCAAAAGAAAUAUCUUGGCAGACUUAUAGAAGAGCCACAUGUUGCGGCGUAUUGCGUUACUGAACCUGGUGCAGGAUCUAAUGUAGCAGGUAUUAUGACCAAAGCUGAGAAGAAAGGAAAAGAGUGGAUAAUUAAUGGCACAAAGAUGUGGAUCACAAAUGGUGGUGUUGCCAACUGGUAUUUUGUUUUAGCAAGAACAAAUCCAGAUCCAAAAGCUCCAGCUAAUAAAGCUUUUACAGGUUUUAUUGUCGAACGUGAAAGUGAUGGUUUAACUCCCGGUCGUAAGGAAAUUAAUAUGGGACAAAGAGCAAGCGACACACGAAUGAUAACAUUUGAAGAUGUUCGCGUUCCCGAAGAAAAUGUAUUGCUUGGAGAAGGAGAAGGGUUUAAGAUAGCUAUGAAGACUUUUACUAGGACUCGGUCACCGGUAGCAGCAGCAUCUACUGGUUUAGCUCAAAGAGCUCUGGAUGAAGCAACAAAAUAUGCGCUGGAACGCAAAACAUUUGGUAAACCGAUAGCGGAGCAUCAAGCAAUAGGUUUCAUGCUAGCUGAUAUGGCUAUUGGUGUUGAGACUUCUAGAAUGGCAUGGAUGAAGGCAGCCUGGGCUACUGAUAGAAACUUACCGAGUGCUACAAUGCUCGCUAGUAUUGCAAAAUGUUAUGGCGGAGAUAUAGCUAAUAAAUGUGCUACAGACGCUGUACAGGUUUUCGGUGGUGCAGGUUUCAAUUCUGAGUAUCCAGUGGAAAAACUUAUGCGCGAUGCCAAAAUUUAUCAGAUAUAUGAAGGUACUGCGCAGAUUCAAAGACUGAUUAUAUCGCGUGCUCUCAUUGACGAAGCUAAACAAAAGAAUAACUAAAUAACUGUACGUCGAAUUAAAUUGUAUCAUAAAAUUUAUUUUUAUAUUUAUAUGUAGUAUUUUAUAAGGUAUAAGAUUGAGAAGUAACACGUUAUCAUUACAAUUAUUUUUCAAAUAAUGACUUGAGAUAACGACAUUGUAUCAGGAGACGCGGUAGCGUCUCCGGCCAUGUUCAAAAACUCUGA
Cyphomyrmex costatus is the source of this 1516-nucleotide messenger RNA. RefSeq names its product Medium-chain acyl-CoA dehydrogenase (gene Mcad). Gene Ontology annotation, molecular function: flavin adenine dinucleotide binding; medium-chain fatty acyl-CoA dehydrogenase activity. Lineage: Eukaryota; Metazoa; Arthropoda; Insecta; Hymenoptera; Formicidae. Bases 78 to 1331 code for a protein of 417 amino acids. Gene Ontology annotation, biological process: medium-chain fatty acid catabolic process. The transcript has 10 exons. Gene Ontology annotation, cellular component: cytoplasm; mitochondrion. The record is from RefSeq and is a predicted model, not a curated record.